Psylliodes chrysocephalus is the source of this 1311-nucleotide messenger RNA. The record is from the annotation of a GenBank genome assembly. Lineage: Eukaryota; Metazoa; Arthropoda; Insecta; Coleoptera; Chrysomelidae.
AUGUUGGCGAUCGAAGACGCGGAUUCAUUAAUUGUGCAGACUGUCAUCGAACUUGCUCUCUCUUUUUCCUCCGUAUUCGUUAUUGGAGGAGAUGUAGAUUUGCUUGUGUUGUUGACUGAUAAAUCCAGAGAUAUCUCGAAUAUUUAUUUGCGCAAGCCGGAUAAAGGGAAAAAGGAGGAUGUGUUCUAUUCGCCUCAGAGUUUACAAUAUAGCGAUACUGUAGCGAAAAACGUGAUUCAGGUAUUUUACGACCACAAUGCCGAAUUAACCGAAGUCGUUGCCGCUGGCAAACUGUUUAUGUUGAGGCAGUAUGAUGCAGAAAGGGAAUAUCGCAAGUUAGACUCUCUGCGGUAUACAUACUUUGUACGGGCCGUCACAAAAAAAUCAUUCAAUUUAGCGGCGCUGCCACCAACAUCAGAUGUGUGCCAUCAACAAAUAAGAAGUCUACUACUAAGCUUUAAGACUGAACUUCUUCAAGAAAUAAUAAGCACUAAACAAGAACUAAAAAAUUCGAUUGAAGCGUCAGAAGCGCGAAUAGCACUGAGUAUUGAAAAACAGAAUAGAAGAAUCAGCAAUCUAGAAGUAGAAAAUCAACAUCUUAAAGAGAAAUUGGAAAACAUUGAAAGAAAUCAAAAACAAGUUGGUAUAUUACAAUCGGACCUAAUUGCUAUUGGCUGCGAUGGUACAGCAGUAAAUACUGGAAGCAAAGGAGGUGUUAUACGUUUGUUAGCAUUACAUCUCAAACGACCGUUGCAAUGGCUAAAAUGUCAGUUACACGCUAUAUGGAUGGAAAUACCACAGGACCGGUUUCACUGCCAGGUCCUGUUGGAAAACUUUUUGAGUCUGGUGAACAAUUACCGCUAUAAGAAAAUUGAGGUCAAGUUACCGAAGGUUGAUAUGGAAAAACCAACAUUAUUUGUACCAGAUAUAUCCAAAGAAAAGAAAAACAAACAAUCAAAUUAUGUCGUCAGAAAAUUUGAGAUUUCUAGAUUUAAUUUUAAUGCCGAAAAAUACUUUCAUUUGAUAAACUGGCAAGAGUGUACCAUUACAGAACCUUCGAUGACCAAACACCUAACAGACAAAGAAAUUCAAGAUUUUAUUGAAACUGGUAAUUUGCUAGUGAAAAAUCUCUGGAAAUUACCUUGCCACACACAGGCUGUUGAGAGAGGUGUUAAAUUGGCGACAGAAGCAUCAUUGGUAAUCUGUGGUCACAAUAAUAGAGAUGGUUGGAUACGUACAACAAUAGCAUCUAGAAAAACCAUGCCAAAGUAUGACACCAAAUCAGAUUAUUUAGUUGAAAACAAUAGCUAA